This is a messenger RNA of Eleginops maclovinus (Patagonian blennie), 1368 nucleotides long. RefSeq names its product 5-hydroxytryptamine (serotonin) receptor 3B (gene htr3b). Gene Ontology annotation, molecular function: serotonin-gated monoatomic cation channel activity; acetylcholine-gated monoatomic cation-selective channel activity. Gene Ontology annotation, cellular component: postsynaptic membrane; neuron projection; plasma membrane. NCBI's taxonomy places the organism in Eukaryota, Metazoa, Chordata, Actinopteri, Perciformes, Eleginopidae. The transcript has 9 exons. The record is from RefSeq and is a predicted model, not a curated record. Bases 1 to 1368 code for a protein of 455 amino acids. Gene Ontology annotation, biological process: nervous system process; chemical synaptic transmission; monoatomic ion transmembrane transport.
AUGUUUCUCAUUUGGCUCACACUGCUGGUCUCAGCUCCUCUGGCUGAGGGUGCACCAGAGAAGCCGAAGAGGUCUGCUCUGAACCAGCUGACCCGGACUCUCCUCAGGAAAUACGACUGUGGAGUCCGACCCGUGCACAACUGGACCAGCAUCACCACCGUCUACAUCGACCUGUUGCUGCAGUCCGUGCUGGAAGUGGAUGGAAAGACGCAGAGUAUAACUACCAGUAUUUGGUACAGACAGAUCUGGACGGAUGAGUUCCUGGUUUGGGACCCGGAGGAGUUUGAUGGCAUCAAUGAAAUCUCUCUGUCCUCUGACACCAUCUGGAUACCUGACGUCAUCAUUAGUGAAUUUGUGGACGGGGGGAAGUCCCUCCCGAUCCCCUACGUGUACGUGAACUCGUCGGGCUCGGUGAAGAACUACCGGCCCAUGCAGGUGGUUCUGGCCUGCAACCUGGAGAUGUACGCCUUCCCAUUCGACAAGCAGAACUGCAGCCUGACCUUCCGCAGCUGGCUGCACUCAGUGAAGGAAAUCGACCUGGCUCUGUGGAGGAGCGCCGAGGCCAUCGCUAACGACAAGAGGGAGUUCAUGAACGACGGAGAAUGGGAACUGUUGUCCAUCCCCUCCAGCUACUGGCUCAUCCACCAGGACGACACCGACUACGCCCACAUCCAGUUCAACGUUCUGAUACGGCGGCGCCCCCUGCUGUACGUGGUGGGCCUCCUGAUCCCGAGCAUCUUCCUGAUGCUGGUGGACGUGGUGAGCUUCUCGCUGCCUCUGAACAGCGGGACGCGCAUCGUGUUUAAGAUCAGCAUCUUGCUGGGGUACACCGUGUUCAGGGUCAACCUGACCGACGAGCUGCCCGUCACCGCGCUCAGGACGCCUCUCAUAGGAGUGUUCUUCGCGGUCUCCAUGGCCAUGCUGAUGCUGAGCCUCACAAAGUCCAUCCUGGUGGUGAAGCUGCUGCACCACAGUGAGGCGGAGGUCAGGCAGAUGUCCGUGUCCGCCUGCCUGCUGGACAAGUACGGCUCAGUGGGGCACGGGUUCACGGAGAGCGCUUUGACCUCCACUCGGACCCUCAACAACAUCAACCUGUCCGCAGAGUACGAUAUGGAUCCCUCUCUGGAGGAGGACCUGCUCUCCCUGAAUGAGAUCCAGGACGCUCCCUCUGGUCUGGAGUGGCUCCUGCAGGAGUUGGUGUCUCUUCGCCUGGCGUUAUCUCAGGAGGACAGCGAGACCUCGGCUCAGGCUGACUGGCUGGCCCUGUGUUCGAGGCUCGACUGCUUCCUGUUCCGCUUCUACCUUGUAGUCCUGAUCUCGUACGCCGGGACGCUGCUGAUGCUCUGGGCCAGCUGGAGCUUCGCCUGA